ACUCGUCACGCUCUCUUCCGUUCCUCCUCCUCCUCCGCCGCCUCCGCUGCCAUUGUUCGGUCGUUCGCCACUACCUCGCACCACAACAACCACCGCCAGAACCACAAGUUCCUGGAUUCCAAUACCUUCCUCGGAAGCUGGCAGCCUCCGAAGGACCCGAACGAGGCUGAGGCGAAGCUGGCGAUGCUUCGAAGGGACUACGCGAAGCAAGUGAAGGAGGUUCGCAAGCAGUACAUCCACGAAAUGGAGCUGCUUCAGAUCGAGAAGCAGCGCAAGGACGAAGCUCGCAGAGAAGCCCUUAGAGUUGCCAAUGAGGAGCGCAAGAAGCUCAAGGCCGAAGCUGCGCAAAUCAGGGCUCAGGAGCGCAAGAUCGCACAACAAGAAUUCAGAGAAACACUCUUAAAAGAAAGAGCUGAGAAACUUGAAAAUUGGAGGAUGAAGGUCAGAAAGCAUGGUGAGAAGAUGGCAGAAAAGAAAGAAUUAUUGCGUCGACAAAGCUCAAUGUGGAUCGAUGAAGCUAAUCUUGAGGCACAAAUAUUGGAAUCCAUCGUUUCCUUUCGCUGAGUCCCUUAUACUUCCACAUUUGUUAUGGUUGGGAUCAGUGUUGUGUUUUCUGUUACAUAGAAGUUAUAUUUUUGUCCUAUGUUCAAUCAAGGUUGCAUCAUCAUGCAAAUAACUUAUGCAUUCGGAGUAUGGUUAACCACUGCUACAUUCAAGAUGCAUAAUACACAUGGAAAUAAGUCUGGAUAUUUUUUGUUAGUCUUUGGGAUUAUGGAGCAAUUUUACUAACGUACCAAGUUUGCAUGCUUGAGUGUACAAUGAUUUUUCAUUUUUUUCCCAAUA
Arachis ipaensis is the source of this 843-nucleotide messenger RNA. RefSeq names its product stress response NST1-like protein. The record is from RefSeq and is a predicted model, not a curated record. Lineage: Eukaryota; Viridiplantae; Streptophyta; Magnoliopsida; Fabales; Fabaceae.